GCAGGUACAGCAAUUGAAUUAUCUCUGUUUUAUACAGUACAGGUGAGCGGCACUACCACAGUCGAGUGGAAAUCUGCAACUUUCAUAUUUUGUGUCACAUGAAAAUUAUUACGUUUUUACUCAACCGUAAUCAACGGAAUUCAUAAAUACAUAUCUGUGUUUCAUAACGGAACUCUUUAUUUUGAUGAAGAUAUGACCGAUUCCCUUUUUUACAGCAAGAUAAAUUGUGGAAACAGGAUUGUACCAGUAUAAAAGCAUCACGUGAUUCAUUAUGAAGUGAAGAUGAACCAGAAAGCUCAAGUGUAAAUACUCAAACCAACAAUGAUAUUCCGGAAAUGGCAAAAGAAAACCUACAUUUAAAAUUUUUGUUAUUGACUUUAGUCGUUGCCCUUGCAUGUUUAAUUCUCACAGUUGUAAACGAUUUGCAAUUUCCUACUGACAUACAACAUGGAAAACAACAUAUACAUAGCCGAAUUAUGUUAGGGAAACCCGAAAAGGAACCAAGAGAACAUCAUCAUCCAGUUUAUAAAAGAAAAAUCCUGUCAAAAACAACUUAUCCUAUUGUGGUAUCCAGACCGUAUAAAAUUAACAAUAAGAACAUUUGUUCUGGUGUUGAUAAAGUUUCGUGUAUAGUCAUGGUGCAUACCGCGCCACAGCAUUUCGAAAGGAGAAUCCGAAUGCGAGCAACUUGGCUAAACUCAACACACUACAGUCCCGAGAGUGUCCGGGUAGUUUUUCUGUUGGGAUUAGUAGCUGAUCCAGUUUUACAAAUAAAAUUAGAAUACGAAAGUAAAAUUUAUAAAGAUAUAGUGCAAGGAUACUUCAUAGAUUCAUAUAGAAAUUUGACUAACAAAGGUGUAAUGGGUUAUAAAUGGAUUACUGAACAUUGUAGAAACGCUGAAUUUGUUGCUAAAAUUGAUGAUGACGCUUUUAUAAACUUCUUUAAAUUAUUCGAAGAGAUGUCAUACUUGAAGGAAAAGAAGAAAUAUAUCAAAUGUAAUAAAAUUUCUAAAGGUUCAAUGAAAAUCAUACGAGAAAAUGACAGCAAGUGGUUUGUUCAAAAUGACGAAUUCAAAGAUAUGAAAAGAUAUCCACACACUUACUGUAGUGGUUUUACAGUGUUUCUGUCAACAGACUUAGUACCAAUGCUAUAUCAUGCCGCCAUUGGGUCACCAUUUUUCUGGGUGGACGAUUUUUAUCUAUUCGGAUUACUUCCUUCCAAAAUUCAGGGUGUUAUACAUGAUGGCCUUCGACCAAAUUUGACGUUGAGAUUUCCAGAAGGUUUUAAUUGUUAUCAAGAACAGGGUAGAAAAUGUCAGUAUGUAGUGAUGCCGGCUAAAGAUAAAGAAAUAUACAGAAUGUGGACGGCUGUUAUAAGAGAUAGAACGCAGAGUAUAUAUGGCAAUUACUACAUGAACCUACCGACUAAUGCAUAACAUGUUCGUUAUUUAUAUUGAAUGUGAUAUUUAUUUUAUUAUAUUUUAUUUAUAUUAUAUUUUAAGUUAAAUUCUUAUAUAAAACAAAUCAAAAUUGG
Mytilus trossulus (common blue mussel) is the source of this 1534-nucleotide messenger RNA. Its product is annotated as beta-1,3-galactosyltransferase 1-like. Lineage: Eukaryota; Metazoa; Mollusca; Bivalvia; Mytilida; Mytilidae. The transcript has 3 exons. Gene Ontology annotation, cellular component: Golgi membrane. The record is from RefSeq and is a predicted model, not a curated record. Gene Ontology annotation, molecular function: hexosyltransferase activity. Bases 336 to 1436 code for a protein of 366 amino acids.